GAGUGAUUCUUUCAGACGAUACAAAGCAGUGUGCUGGAGGGCUCGUCUGGGAGAGUUUUUAUAGGACCUUCAGGGUAAAGACACACGUUAAAUACAGAAGACCUUGUUCUGACCAAAACAAAGUUGCUUCCCAACAGCAAAAGGCAUUAGCACACUUUUCAUUGAGAAGACGCUGAUUCUGCAGACACAGUCAUGAAUGCUACCAAAGUCAUGCCAGUGGACUUGGCCAUGUAUAUGUGCCUGAGUCGCCAUCCUCCAGUCAGACAACUUUUGGUAAUGUCCACACUUGGUUCCCAGCGUGCUCUUACUACAUGUCAUCCUGCAUGUGAUUCAAAGUGGCCCAAACCAGUGAAAUGCCCCCGAAAUCCUGUGUGCCCAGCAAGCGACCUAAUAAACCCUGAUGGGACAUUCAAGAAGAAAAAACAAGUUGUAUUCGCAGAUGAUAAAGGAUUGGCCCUUACUGCAGUGCGGAUCUUCAAAUCAAAUCCCCCGGUACCUGAUGAGAAGGAGCUAACCUCAUUUGUCAAGAUAAAGACUGAGUCAUCUGUGCAAAGCAAGAAGCCACGUCUCCGGUUGGGUUUCCCUCAGCCUUCUGCUGAUUUACCAUCAUACCUUGAAAGUUUGGCAAAAUCUCAGGUGCAUUUGGAGAGCUGCACCUUGACCAACGGAUCGCUACUGGGAAAAGUGAGGGUCUGCAACAUCAGUCCAGAGAAAGCUGUGCAUGUCCACAUCACGUACGACUCAUGGAGGAGCCACCAGGACUUCCAGUGUACCCCAGUCCAACAAAAGAAUGGGAAUGCAGAGACAGAAGUGUUUGUCUUUAACAUUCCUUUCCCUCCCUGUCCUAGUGUACAGGAUCGUGUGGAGUUCUGCGUGUCCUUCCAUCCUGGAUCUGGCAACAUGAUUUUGUGGGACAACAAUGGUAGACAAAACUAUCGAAUCCUUGUGGAGGAAGUGUACUCAGUUGAGAAAAAACCCUUGAGGCCCCAGAACUCUCAAAGCCUCCAAUUAUUGCCCCUGAGAACUGGUCCAGCUUUGUAUAAAAGUCUUAAUUCACUCACUUUCUCUGAGACUACGAACAAAACCUUGAGUAGGCAAGAGAACCAUAUUCUAAAAACUACUUUUCACCCUAAUUUUAACAGUGCUAACAAAUUAAACUAGCAUGAACGGUGGGGGGGUUGUAUUUCGGUCCCUUCUAAUUUUCAUCCUCAUCAUCUGUGUUUGAUGAAUUUUGCUUAAAUCAGCAUGAAGAGGGAGAAAAGACAGGCGGACAGCCAUGUUUGUGUUCUUUCUCUCCGUUCCAACUUGCCCAUGUGAGUCAGUGGUGAGAUAGCGAGACAGAUUUGUAUGUCUUGAGCACUGUGCACAUGUAUAUCAGAUGAGUAUUUGUUAUGAAGUGCAUUAGCAAACAAUUUCAAGCUGUAAGCGUCUUUCACUUCCUGUAAGGUAGCUGUACAGAGACAGAUCAUUAAUGUAGCUGCAGCUAUGAAAUGACUCAUGUAAUAUAUGUAAUAUAACUUUGAAAGUUUUAUGUAUAUGUAUGUUCACUGAUUUAAAAAAAAAGUUGAAAAUGUUAAAUAAACACAUAUUCAGAUACCAA
Messenger RNA from Neoarius graeffei (lesser salmon catfish), 1600 nucleotides. RefSeq names its product protein phosphatase 1 regulatory subunit 3C-like. The transcript is spliced from 3 exons. Gene Ontology annotation, biological process: regulation of glycogen biosynthetic process. Gene Ontology annotation, cellular component: protein phosphatase type 1 complex. The record is from RefSeq and is a predicted model, not a curated record. Bases 193 to 1161 code for a protein of 322 amino acids. NCBI's taxonomy places the organism in Eukaryota, Metazoa, Chordata, Actinopteri, Siluriformes, Ariidae. Gene Ontology annotation, molecular function: glycogen binding; protein phosphatase 1 binding.